Rosa chinensis is the source of this 1219-nucleotide messenger RNA. RefSeq lists its product as uncharacterized. The record is from RefSeq and is a predicted model, not a curated record. The transcript has 4 exons. NCBI's taxonomy places the organism in Eukaryota, Viridiplantae, Streptophyta, Magnoliopsida, Rosales, Rosaceae. Bases 498 to 815 code for a protein of 105 amino acids.
ACGGGUGGACUUGCUCUGCGCCUCUACCGCCACCUGCAUAAAAUCUCCGACGAUUUUGCCAUUUCACCUGACAACCAAUUGCAUCGGCUUCUAUAUCUGUCUCAAACAAAAGCUCUCAGAUAUCAUUUUGAACCGAUUUUGGACCUUGCCGGGCCUCUCCCCCAAGCCCUACGACACCGGCAAGUCGUUGCCGGCGGCCUUCUUUGGCCGCACCGACUCGGCCUACCUGUAUCUGACCUGCGACUCUAAGAUCCGCGGCGCUAACAAGCUCGCGUCGCUCCGGCCGCCGUCACGUGCAAAGCCGACGCCGUCGUCCUCUGAAUCUGGUAUUGUGUGCUUCCGGAUCGCAUUCUCUGUGUAGAUCCGAGCGCUGUCGGCGUUUCUCGGUAUUCCGCCAUCGACGUUGCUCGCGUUCUCGUGCUCCUUCUCCGCUUGCCUCGGCCUCGUCGUCUCCCAAGGAAGGCAGAGUCCCUCGGUCUGUUGAGAGAGGCAGAGUCAUGUCUUCAGGCGAAGAAGUCUCUUCGGUUUCAAAGCGUACCUUAUCGUGCUCCACCUGCUUUGACGCUCUCUGGUUUUGCUAUUCUCCAGUUCAUCAGAUGCAGCAAUAUUAUAGGCUUGGGACACUUGAUAACUGUGGUGGGAAAUGGAGUGCUCUUGUGGAUUGUUUAACUUUGAAGACAAAGCGGUCAGCUGAAGUGCAGGAAAUUUUGGAGUCUCGUGAGAAAGCCAAGGCUCACAUCUGGACUUUUCGAACCCCAGAAGAAGCAUCAAGUAAUUGGAAAGAACAAUUUGGACAUUUAGAUGAAAUGGAAUAAUGGAGAUUCAAUUUACCAUCCAUCUUUCAACUUUUCCCUGUCAUGUGCGGUGAACCUCUGAACUUUUAAUUUAAUUGAAAGGAGUCCUAGGAUGACUCUGUACUUUCUUCAGUAGCUAGAAGGAUUAUAUUGAAGACAAAAAUUGAAAGACAAGCAUUUCUGGGCAUGUCGUUGAUCCAAAGUGAACAUUGCAGCAGUCAGGAAGUGCGAUUUUUGUUCUGAAAAGUUCUGUAUUUAGUGAACAUUAAAGGGAUGCCGUCCUUUUGUUACAUGAGGUUGACAAUGCACUGUUGUUUUAGGUUUUGACUAUUGUCCGCAUGUAAAUUGAAAAUCUCUCACAUGGCUGUGGGAAAGAAGAGCAAGAAAAAUCAGAUAAUACAUGCUUUCAGUGCUUUAUUGUUAUA